Nelumbo nucifera (sacred lotus) is the source of this 2052-nucleotide messenger RNA. The record is from RefSeq and is a predicted model, not a curated record. Lineage: Eukaryota; Viridiplantae; Streptophyta; Magnoliopsida; Proteales; Nelumbonaceae.
AUGGCAAAUCAUCUUCUCCAUCUAUCUCUAUCUCUGCUACUGACCAGAAUCCUUCUUCUCCGAUCAACUUCAGCUGUUGAUUUUGUCUUCAACGGCUUCGAUUCCUCUGAUAUCCUACUAUUUGGUAAUGCAUCACUUGAAUCUCGGAUUCUCGUUCUCACAGAUACCUCGGCUUUCUCCAUUGGCCGUGCCCUUUACAGUACGCGUAUCCCCACGAGAUCUCCCAACUCCUCUGCACUCCUCCCCUUCUACACCUCCUUCAUCCUCUCCAUCGCUCCAGAUGACAACCAGCUCUCCGGCCACGGACUCGUCUUCAUCUUUGCUCCCACCACUGACAUCAACGGAACAAACUCGGCUCAGCAUCUCGGUCUCUUUAACCGCACCAAUGACAACAACCCCAGCAACCAUGUCCUCGGUAUAGAAUUCGAUGUGUUCAGCAAUCAAGAAUUCAACGAUAUCAAUGACAACCACGUUGGCGUUGACGUGAAUUCUCUCGCGUCGGUGACUGCCGAACCUGCCGGUUAUUGGGGUGAUAAGACGGCGAUGAACAAUAAUCAAGAUGACACCUUUCAUGAAUUGAAGCUCAACAGUGGCGUCAAUUAUCAAGUCUGGGUUGAUUACUCGAGUUCUCUGCUCAAUGUCACCAUGGUGCCUGCUGGAUCGAGAAAGCCUCAACGACCUUUGAUUAGCUUUCCCGUCAAUCUCUCCGAGGUUUUUCUGGAUGAAAUGUAUGUUGGGUUCACUGCGGCUACGGGACAAUUAGUGCAAUAUCAUAGAAUUCUGGCAUGGAGUUUUAGUAAUUCAAAUAUUUCCUUUGGAGAUACGUUGGCUACUUUCAACUUGCCGUCCUUUGUUCCUUCUGAGGUCUCCGCUUUUCCAUCCAAAGGAUUUAUUGCAGGAAUUACGGUGGCUGUAGUCUUGUUUAUCGGUGCCUGUUGUGCUAUGGUUUUCCUAUUUCUAGUUAAGAGGAGGAAGAAGAAGAAGGUGGGGGAGGGAGAGGAGGUAGAAGAAUGGGAGUUGGAGUAUUGGCCUCACCGAAUUGAUUAUCAAGAGAUCAGCGCAGCAACCAGAGGAUUCUCUGAAGAAAAUGUAAUUGGGUUUGGAGGAAAUGGGAAGGUCUAUAAAGGGGUUUUGGCAGGAGGAGUAGAAGUUGCUGUAAAGCUCAUUUCACACGAAACGGAUGAAGGAAUGAAAGAAUUCGUGGCCGAGGUGUCGAGCCUCGGGCGACUGAAGCACAGGAACCUGGUAGGAUUAAGAGGUUGGUGCAAAAGGGAGAAGAGGAACUUAGCUUUGGUUUAUGAUUAUAUGGAGAAUGGAAGCUUGGAUAAGAGGGUGUUUGAAUGUGAGGAGAGUGUAAUGUUGGGGUUGGAGGACAGGAUGAGAGUUCUGAAGGAUGUGGCUUCUGGGGUGUUAUACUUGCAUGAGGGUUGGGAAGCCAGAGUCCUGCACAGGGACAUAAAGGCUAGUAAUGUGUUGCUUGACAGCGAUAUGAAUGCGAGGUUAGGAGAUUUUGGGCUGUCUCGCAUCCAUGGCCGUGGCCAGGUGGCUACCAUCACGACACAGGUAGUUGGAACUGUGGGAUAUAUGGCGCCUGAAGUGGUGCUGAGCGGCCGGGUGUCAGCACAAACCGAUGUGUUCAGUUUUGGGGUAUUGAUUCUUGAAGUUCUGUGCGGGCGGAGACCCAUAGAGGAUGGGAAGGCGGCUCUGGUUGAUUGGGCAUGGAGCCUAAUGGAGCGUGGGGAGUUGUUGUUAGCUCUGGACGAGCGUUUGAUCAGGGCUGCUGAUGAGGGCGGUUUUGAGGCUGAGGAGGUAGAGAAGGUGCUUAACUUGGGCUUGCUGUGUACAAACCCUGAUCCGCAUGCUCGGCCGACGAUGAGACAAGUGAUGAACAUGUUUGAGGGAACAAGCGAGGUCGAGUUUAAAUGUUUAGACAUGGAGAAGCUUCAGCAAGCAGUUGGGGAGCUCAGCCUCAGCUUCCGAGGUCUAUUGGACGAUUCUUUCUCCCUUACCAAUAAUGGCUCCAUGACUUCUUCAAGUGACCUCUACCCCUAA